Nyctereutes procyonoides (raccoon dog) is the source of this 6854-nucleotide messenger RNA. RefSeq names its product ERCC excision repair 8, CSA ubiquitin ligase complex subunit (gene ERCC8). Lineage: Eukaryota; Metazoa; Chordata; Mammalia; Carnivora; Canidae. The transcript is spliced from 11 exons. Gene Ontology annotation, molecular function: protein binding. Gene Ontology annotation, cellular component: nucleotide-excision repair complex; Cul4A-RING E3 ubiquitin ligase complex. The record is from RefSeq and is a predicted model, not a curated record. Gene Ontology annotation, biological process: protein polyubiquitination; transcription-coupled nucleotide-excision repair; proteasome-mediated ubiquitin-dependent protein catabolic process. Bases 53 to 1135 code for a protein of 360 amino acids.
CCGAGCUCUGUCAUGGCGGCGCCCAGUUUCCCGGCCGGCGUGAAGCGACGGGAUGUUAGGAUUUUUGUCAGCGAGACAAGCCGGCUUGGACCACCCUCUUCGCCUCCGGAGGGCGGAGUCCACGCGGAGGGUUUUGGGACUAGAGUUAAACAAAGACAGAGAUGUUGAAAGGAUCCAUGGCAGUGGAGUUAACACCCUGGACAUUGAACCUGUUGAAGCAAGAUACAUGUUAUCAGGUGGUUCAGAUGGUGUGAUUGUACUUUAUGAUCUUGAGAACUCCAGCAGACAACCUUAUUACACAUGUAAAGCAGUGUGUUCCAUUGGCAGAAACCAUCCUGAUGUUCACAAAUAUAGUGUGGAGACUGUACAGUGGUAUCCUCAUGACACUGGCAUGUUCACAUCAAGCUCAUUUGAUAAAACUCUGAAAGUGUGGGAUACAAAUACAUUACAAACUGCAGAUGUAUUUAAUUUUGAAGAAACCGUUUAUAGUCAUCAUAUGUCUCCAGUUGCCACCAAGCACUGUUUGGUAGCAGUCGGUACUAGAGGGCCCAAAGUACAGCUUUGUGACUUAAAGUCUGGAUCCUGCUCCCACAUUUUACAGGUUAUAUUUGCAGGUCACAGACAAGAAAUAUUGGCAGUUUCCUGGUCACCACGUUGUGAAUAUGUCUUGGCAACUGCAAGUGCUGACAGUAGAGUAAAAUUAUGGGAUGUGAGAAGAGCAUCAGGAUGUUUAAUUACUCUUGAUCAGCAUAAUGGAAAAAAGUCACAAGCUGUUGAAUCAGCAAACACUGCUCAUAAUGGGAAAGUUAAUGGCUUAUGCUUUACAAAUGAUGGGCUUCAUCUCCUUACUGUUGGUACGGAUAAUCGGAUGAGGCUCUGGAAUAGUUCCAGUGGAGAAAAUACACUAGAGAAUUACUGCUCUACUGAGCCACUGUGCAUGAUGCGAGUGUACCAUAUCUCUCAGUCACAGAGAGAGAGAGAGAGGCACAGAGACAGAGGCAGAGGGAGAAGCAGGCUCCAUGCACCGGGAGCCCGACGUGGGAUUCGAUCCCGGAUCUCCAGGAUCGCGCCCUGGGCCAAAGGCAGGCGCCAAACCGCUGCGCCACCCAGGGAUCCCAAAUGUGCUAGAUUCUAAUGUAUUUAAUUUCUAACACUUUAAAAAUUUACGUGAUGGUCUUUACCAGCCAUACCUGUGGUUUAGGAACAUUCAGAAUAAGCUAGUAAGUUUGUAAUUUGGUGGUAAUAGUAAUAGCUAAUAUUUAUUCAGAGCUUAUGUAUCAGAUACUGUUUUAAUAAAAAUUAACAUAUAACAUGUGCCAAAACAUAUAGAGUCUUAUUUAAUCAUCAAAUCAAUACUGUGAAAGUAGUUACUGUUACAAUACCCAUUUUACAUAUGAGGAAAUAAGAAAAUGGUUAAUUUGCAUGAGUUAAAACAGCUGAAAAGCAACUAUAGAUUCCACUUUUUGACUAUAGAUUCCACUUUUACCACAAUGGUAAUUAUACCAAACCCCUUAUAGCAUUUAUUUAAUGAUUUAAAGUAGGUAUUGAUAUUAAUCAUCUUUCUUUUUUUUUUUUAAGAUUUCAUUUAUUUAUUCAUGAGAGAAUCAUCUUUCUUUUUUUUUUUUAAGAUUUCAUUUAUUUAUUCAUGAGAGACAGAGAAAGAGAGAGAGAGGAGGGAAAGGUAGAGACACAGGCAGAGGGAGAAGCAGGCUCCAUGCAGUGAGCCUGAUGUGGGACUUGAUCUCGGAACUCCAGGAUCACACCCUGGACCAAAGGCAGGAGCUAAACCACUGAGCCACCCAGGGAUCCCCUCUUCUUUUUUUUUAAGUUUAUUUAUUUAUUAACUUAAGUAAUCUCUACACCCAGCAUGGGCCUCAAACUCAAAAUGCCUAGAUCAAGAAUUGCAUGCUCUUCUGCCUAAGCCAGCCAGGUGCCCCAUUCCGUAUCCCUUUCUUUAACCUCCUUUCUAGCAAAUUCUCUUUUAGGUACUUUAAAUAUCACUUCUUUUAUUAAAUUCUAAUAUUACUAUAAGGCCAAAAUUGUUUAUACUAGAUUACUUUAGAGUUGCUAAUCUUUUAUGUAUUUUAUGAAGUGCUUCUCCAUCACAUCUCAGACUAGAAACUCAGGCAUUGCAAACUAAUUUAGAAUCUUCCAUUCAUUAUAUUGGUAUCAUGUUUCUAAUCAGGUCACACCUUUCUUUUCUCAUUUCAUUCAUUUGUCAAAUAAGUAUUUUUUGAGCUCUUCCUAUUUUCCAGACAGUAUUAUACAGCAGCAGACAAAACAGAUAAGUCCUCUCUUCAGCAGCAGACAAAACAGAUAAGUCCUCUCUUCAGCAGCAGACAAAACAGAUAAGUCCUCUCUUCAUAUUACCUCCCUAGAAUGUAAGUGAAUGUACUUACAUUCUAGGGAGAGGAAGAAAGCCAUCCAUCCAUCAGUCAAUAAAUAGAUGGAUGGAUAAAAUUUUAUUUUAUUUUAUUUUAUUUUAUUUUUUUAAGAUUUCAUUUAUUUUUAUUCAUGAGGAACACACACACACAGAGAGAGAGAGAGAGAGAUAGGCAGAGGGAGAAGCAGGCUUUCUUCAGGGAGCCCAAUGCAGGAUUCGAUCGCAGGAUCCCAGGAUCACAACGUGACCAAAGGCAGAUCCUCAACCACUGAGCCACCAGGUGCUCUGAUAAAAUAUAUUUUAGAUGUAGCAAGUGCUAUGAAGAAAAGUAAGGAAAGUAGCGUAGAAAAUAUUGGGAUGUUGGAAUUGCAUUUUUGCAUAGGGCUGUCAGGGUAUGUUUCAUUGAGAAGACAAUAUUUGGCCUGAAGGAAAUGAAGGAGAGGGCCAUCAGAUAUCUGGAAAGAGGAGCAUUCCAGGCAGAGGAAGGAAGCAGAAAGAUCCUAAGGCAGGAUCUUGGGAUAUCCAGGGAAUAUCCAAGAGGCUCUUAUGUUGAAAUAGAAGAAGUAAGGGAGAGAGAAAUAGGAGGUGAGGAACAGAAGGAACAGGACAACAGAGGAUACAGGCUAGGCCUCUGUGUAAGGGCUUAGGCUUUUUCUCUGGGUGAAAUGGAAAACCACUAAAGGCCUUUGAGUAGUAAUAUGACAGGGUCACUUUGGAAAGGUAGGUUGGCAUGUGCAUCAAAGGUGAAUGUGCUAAGUAUAAACAGUAUUGACUUAAAAAAAAUAAACAGUAUUGACUAUAUAUAUAAAUUGUUAGUGUGAUUUUCCAUUUUUCUCUCCUUGAAGGUGAUACUCAUACCUUAUGGGUUUGUGUUAGUAAUAAGUCCAUUUCUUGAAUAGUGUGUUUAGAACAGAUAAUACAUUUUAAAAUUUACUUUAUCUAAGUAAAAGUCAUUCAUGUAAAGAUGACUAGAGUAGCCCAGAAACUCACCUCCAGAGGACACUUAAAAGAACUGGAGACAUCAAUCCCAGAAAAAGAAACUCUCAGUGGAAACACACAGUCUUCAAAUACUUAGAGCACUGUCAGAAUUGGAAACUGAUUCCAGUCCUGCCAUUUAUUAAUUUGCGACAUUAGUCAGUUUAUUUAAGAUGACAUUAUGAAGGACUAUGGUAGGAGUUUUAAUGUCUCCAUCUUAUUAUGGAGUUAUUAUGUACCUAAACAGUAAUUUUAAGGAUAUAAUGGAAGUAUGAAAAGGGUAGUAAAUAAUUAAAUACUUUUUAAAUAAUAGGUAUACCAUAAAUAACUUUUUAUUGUGUGAUGUUGCCUUAUUGGUAGCACCCUUGUUAGUUUUUUUUUUUUAUUAAGAUUUUAUUUAUUUGAGAUGAAGAGAGAAAGAGCGCAUGUUCAUGCUUGAGUUGUGGGGGGGGUGGGGGGUAGAGAGAGAAGGCAAAGUAAGCUCCCCACUGAGCGGGGAGCCUGAUGCAGGCGAGAUCCCAGGACCUUGAGACCAUGACCUGAGCCAAAGGCAGAUGCUUAACCAACUGAGCCUCCCAGGCACCCCUAGUUAGUUUUAAAAAGGUAUGUAUGGAGGGUGUCCAUUGGCAACAAUAGAAUUUGUACCAUUGACUUACUUUGAUAGUACUCUGUGGUAUAACCUUUUCUCCCAUUUUAUGCUUCUCUUACUGUUUUUUCUUAUGCUUCCUUUUUGCUUUUAAGAGGGCUUCAUCUUUUACAUCUCCUUUUCCUCUUCAGUAGAAACUUCUAAAUUUUAAAAACAAGUAUCAAGAAAAAUACAUAAAUAAGAAAACUUUAAUCCUAACCUUAAAGUUGUAAAUAUAUUUGUUUUCUUUGGAAAUUCUGCAGACUUUUUAUUAUGUUCUCUUUGAAUAAUUUUCUUUAUGUUUGAUCUGGUAAUUAGAUAUUCUCGUUCUUCAGAGAUACUUCUCUUUCUCUUCCUUAUUUUAAACUAAAGGUUCUGGACCUACCUCAGUAGCUUUUGCUGCUUGUUGUUUUGUAAUAUGGUUGCUUGGUUGGUUGGUUUGUUGGUUUAUUUAUGUAUUUAUUUAUAAAAAAGAUUUUAUUUAUUCAUGAAAGACACAGAGGAGAGAGAGACUGAGACACAGGCAGAAGGAGAAGCAUGUAAUGUGGUAUGUUUAUAAAAGCAACAUUGCCACAUUUCCCAAACACUCUUUCAAUCCAGCUAUGAUUAACAUUUUGGAGAAGUAAUUCCUGUGAUAAAUUAGAAGCAGUAUUAAAUGUAAGGAUUUUAAGAAAGUAAAUAAAUUUUUACUUGGAAUAUUAAAAAUAAAAUUAAAUAAAUUUUAAAAAGUGUAAGUGCAUACUUCUAAUGGGUGUAUAAUUAUUUGUAAGUUAUAUACAAAUACUGUUGUGAACCUAUGUGUAAAGAUUAAUUUCUUAUUUUUUAAGUAAAAAUGAGAUCAAAAAAUAGAAUUCUUAUGUUUUCUUCUCACACCUUACUAGAUUAUCUUGCAGGCUCCUCGUGGUGUGUGAACUGCACUCUAGGGACCAUUACCUUAGAGAACAUAACAAGUACUUGCAGGAAAAAUGCACAGAGAGACAGCUUUUGGUACAACAAAAGAACAAGAAAUUUAUAGUACCUAUUCUGGUGUUGAUUGUUUUAGUUACUGCUGUUAUCAUUCACUGUGACCGAUAUCUAGAAAUUGGAAGUUUAUCCUUUAUUCUUCCUUGCCCCUUAUCCCAUGUAUUAAAUGAAUUACACGUCCUCUUAAUUCUUCCUUAAUUUUUUUCAUAUCCGUCUUCCCUUCCAGCCUCACUCUGGGUUCUCAUGAUCUAUUUAAUUAGUCUAAUAUUCUAACUUUUCCUAAACUGAUCUCCCAGUGGAAGUCUCUCACUGUUUCCUCAACACUUCUAGGUAAUUAAAACCAAUGCUUUUGCCUAUUGCACACUGAGCCUUCAUAAGCUGUAUCUUAUAAUUCACCAGCUUUAUGUCUUGUCACUUUACCUUAUUUUUCUUUGUCAUUACUGAACUACUUAGAGGUUUUGAAAAAUACUGUGCUCUCUUGCCCUUCCAUUUUGCUGCACAGACUCCUGCCUUUGCUUUGAAAUAGUGUAGUUCUCCUUCCUGUCCUAGAUGCUUCUCAGCUUUCAAGGUUCAUCUCAGACACAACCUCUGAAAUUCCUCUCGUCUGGCUUAAAUGCUUCCAAGUACCCAGUGCUUACUUGGAGAAGAAUGUCCUGUGAUCAUCAGGUCAUGGAAUGAAGGAAAAAUCAUUUGCCACAAUGUAGCAUUGUGGUUUUUGAUUAGUGCAGUUGAGAUUUAGUUUUUCAUUCUGUCAUUUGCUACCCCAAAGACCUCAACUAAAAUACUUAACCUUUCUAAAUGUUUUCUUUUUGCAUAAUAAUGCUAUCUCAUAGCACUGUUUUAAGUAUUACAUGAAAUAACCCUUGUAAAACAUUAAGCACUUUGAUAUUUACAGCAAAUGUUGGCAUUCAGUAAAUGCUACCUGUCUUUAUUAUCAUUAUGCUGAUCAUUGUUUGACAAUAAAAUAAGCUGCCUUGUGAUGGAAUCUCUGUGUCACUGUAGAUAUUCAUUUGGUGAUUAAAUGUAUGUAUUUCCUGGAAAAAUAAAAGGGAUUCAUCCUAUCCAAAGUCUCAUAUCUUCCUCUCCUAUCAAAAUCUUUUUUUUUUUAAGGUUUUAUCUAUUUAUUUAUUCAUGAGAGACACAGAGGGAGAGGCAGAGACAUGGGGAGAGGGAGAAGCAGGCCCCCUGCCGGGAGCCUGAUGCAGGACUCAAUCCCAGAUCACAACCUGAGAUGAAGGCAGUUGCUCAACCACUGGGCCACCCAGGUGCCCCUCAAAACCUUUUAAAAGCCUGUACAUGCCACCUUUAAGACAUCAUAGCCAAAAGGAGCCUCUCCUCUACAGUACUUUUAUAAUAAUACACAUCAUGCUAUUUAUCACACAUUGGUAAGCAUACAUUGUCAUAAAAUGAGAACCUUAAACAAUCAUCUAGUAUAAUGUAUGACACAUAGUGAGCAUUGGUGAAUGAUCCUUCCUUUCCUUAAUCCAUUAUUAGAACUUUAUUCCAUAGGUAUUGAAAAGAUACUGAUGAUUUUGAGUCCACGAGUGAUUUGAUCACAGCAGUGAUUUACAAAGAUUAAUAGGACCAUAAGUUGCAGGAUGGUUUGGACUAGGGGUGCCUAAGGACAAAAACAAGAGUUAGAUAACUAGUUCAAUAUUCGUACCUCAUCUAACACUUUCCAGUUCAUAUUUGGGAAAGAAUGUAGUAGAGUGGGAAGAACUCAGGCCUUAUAGCUAGAUCCUGUGAUAAAUGUAAAUAAGGCCAUCACAGGGAUCCCUGGGUGGCGCAGCGGUUUGGCGCCUGCCUUUGGCCCAGGGCGCAAUCCUGGAGACCCGGGAUCGAAUCCCACGUCGGGCUCACGAGAAGCUCCUGCUUCUCCCUCUGCCUAUGUCUCUGCCUCUCUCUCUC